Molecule: messenger RNA, 1540 nt
Organism: Chilo suppressalis (striped riceborer)
Lineage: Eukaryota; Metazoa; Arthropoda; Insecta; Lepidoptera; Crambidae
Source: the annotation of a GenBank genome assembly
AAAAACUUCAAAACAAUUUGACAGUCGUUGAAAAAGAAAUUAAAAACUUUUUUUCUUUGACGCAACAAUUUUUUUCUCCUAUUUGACAGUUGUAAAUCACGACGAUAUUUUUCAUAGCAAAUAAUCUUUAGAUAUCUUUUAUUCAAUAAAAUAAUGAGUUUAAAGUUGAAAGGGGCUGAGGUGAAGGUGGACGUAGUUAGACUGGAGUCGCAGUCGAUCGACGAGCAUCUGCGUUCUGCAGCGGCUGUGCUAUGCGAGAUCCUCAAUGACGAUAAUAGUAUAAAAAACGAGGACAGCAGCGAUGGACAUGAGAGUUCUAUGGAAGAAGAUGGCGACGGGCAUCGUUGCCAAAACUGCGGAAAAAUUUACAAGAGCGCCAACACACUGAACGUCCACUAUCGUCUGAAACAUCCAGAGGAGGCGUCGCAAGUACGAUGCAACGAAUGUAACAAGAGCUACGCUUCUUCUCUGAGCCUGCAGAAGCAUGUGCGCUACAUGCACAAGUACGCCAACCGAUGUGACGUGUGCUAUCGAGCGUUCGCUUCUAUCGAGGCUUUUCAACAGCACGGGGAGAUCUGCACGAAGGUGGAAACGCCAUGCCCUACUUGCGGAAAGAUAUACGAUUCCGCGUUGUCGCUGCGGAAUCACGCGAAGUACAAACAUCCAAAAAAGAGAACUUUUUCGUGUGACGUGUGUCGGCGUACGUUCACAUCGAAUAGGGGGCUGUCGAACCACAUGGCUCGCAUACACCCGACGGAUAUAAACUGCAACCAAUGUAACAAGAAGUUUAGUACAGUGGCGACGCUGCAAUGUCACUUCCUGGAUAAGCAUACCGAGAACGGUGAGCGGUGUAAUCUGUGUAGAAAAGUUUUUACGUCAAGCCGUAGUCUAUCACGUCAUUUGAGCAAAACCCAUGACAUUGCGACCAAGUACAGUGGAGAGAAGUAUUGGUGUGCCCAGUGCAAUUUGAACUACCAGUCAGUCAACGACUUGAUCCAACACGCAAUGGCAGCGUGUUCACCACUCCAGAAAAAAAGCGAAUAAAAUGUUUUGUAAUAAACUUUUUUUUAACGUAUUUUAUCCAAAUCGUGUUCUUGUGACUGCAAUAUUUUAAACAUAAUUCAUUAUUUCAAACUUUAAAAGCAUGACCAAUAACAAUCUAAACUGCAUUUCACGUCGGCCAGAAUCAUUAUAAAAAAAAUAUAUUUUUUAAAGUUCUAAACAUAUCUUAACUUUUACAUCCAAUACCGACCCUAUCUGAUCUUAAUUAUAAUAAUUUAUUAUGUAAAAGCGGUUGCAUUAUAUAGAGCUUUUACUAGGUUCAUUGGUACAACAAUACCAAUUAUUUUCAAACCACAACAUAGUAACUUCCCGGCUUUAGCAUAUUCAGCGAGCAUUAAUUAUUCCACAGACCAACCGCAAUAGUAAAAUUUCAAAUAUAUCAUGUAUCUAGCUGGUUUUGGUACAUAAUGUUAAAUGCUCAUAUUAUACGGCGAAUAUAUAGCGUAUUAGAGUGCUACUUUUAAGUUCCUUGUUCCAG